CUGAGGCAGUGCGGGCUGUGCGUGUCAGAGGCUGUCCGUCGGCUGUGGUGAAAGGAGAUUUCAGAGUGAAGAGGAGGCGAGAUGGGCGCCAGCGGGGAAGAGGCGGCUGAGAGCGAGGAGCGCUUCGACGGCAUGUUGCUGGCUAUGGCGCAGCAGCACCCGGGCGGCGUGAGGGAGCUUGUGAACACCUUCUUCAGCUUCUUGAGACGCAAAACUGAUUUCUUUGUAGGAGGAGAAGAGGGCGCUGCUGAGAAGCUAAUCACAGAGACUUUCAGCCGCCACAACAAGCUGGCUCAGAAGGCACAGAAUGAGAAGAAGGCCCGUCAAGAGGCGGAGCAGAGAGAAAAAGCAGAACGUGCUGCUAAACUUGCCAAGGAAAAAAAGCAAGAAGAUAGUGAGCCACGAAUUAAGGAGCUGACAGAUGAAGAGGCAGAAAGGUUGCAGCUGGAAAUUGAUCAGAAAAAAGAGAAAAAAGACGAUGAGGCCCAGAGUAUCCCAGUUGAACCUUCCAAGAAUUCAGUGGAAACACCAGAGUCUAACAAGCAGGAUACAGAUGAGGAAGAAGAAGAUGAGAAAGACAAAGGCAAGCUUAAACCAAAUUCUGGGAAUGGAGCAGACCUUCCAAACUAUAGGUGGACACAGACCCUCUCUGAACUAGAUCUGGCUGUCCCAAUCCAAGUGAACUUCAGGCUGAAGGGGAGAGAUGUGUUAGUCGAUAUACAGCGACGGCACCUGAAGGUGGGAUUGAAGGGCCAGCCACCUGUGAUUGAUGCACCCUUGUUCAAUGAGGUGAAAGUGGAGGAGAGCUCAUGGCUGAUCGAGGAUGGGAAAAUAGUCACCGUGCACUUGGAGAAGAUCAACAAGAUGGAGUGGUGGAACAAGUUAGUUCAAACAGACCCUGAGAUUAACACCAAGAAAAUUAACCCAGAGAACUCCAAACUCUCAGACUUGGACAGUGAGACACGCAGCAUGGUGGAGAAAAUGAUGUACGAUCAGCGUCAGAAGUCCAUGGGUCUCCCCACAUCAGAUGAGCAAAAAAAGCAGGACAUAUUGAAAAAGUUCAUGGAACAACAUCCAGAAAUGGAUUUCUCCAAAGCAAAAUUCAACUAAUGUGGUUUCUACCCUGACCCCUUUUUUUUCUCUCCCUCUCUCUCCUUUCCCUUUCUCCCAACGACUUUUAAAGAAAAAUAUUCCUGAACAGGACAUUAUGUCCCUUUCUUUGAGAUGCUGUGAAUGUUCACACUAUCUUCAGAGUGAGCUUUCCAUAUAAGAAACGCAGUGCUGUUUAAUCCAUGUUGCCACCUGGAAUUUCUAGCAGCGCUAUUUAUCAGCCUGCUUUGCUUUUUUUUUUUUUUGUAGGAAAAGUUAUGUCAGGGAAUUAGAAACGAAGCAAAGGGGGAUUCAUUGUAGAAAUUCUGUGUUUCCCUUGCAUCUAUAUUAUUCUGACAGGUUUAGGAUGAGAUUUGGUUGUUUCGAGCAUUGAUGAUGCCAGGCUUGCUCAUCUGCUGCUCUUUCAGCCCCUGCUUUUGAAUUGAGAACUGGGCAUCCCUUCCUCAAACACCCAAUCAUCAUUCCCUCCAGCAUUCCUGCACCAAACUAAGUAAGCCCUGUCAAUGUAACCUCAGUGCAGGAUCUCUAAAAGUUGUUUCACUGGCAGAUGAGCCUGUGAGUGUCUCAUGCUUGUUCUAACCUCCCAAAAGUGAUGCUGUUUAAGAACAACAUCUCCUUUGUUUGCACAGGUUCUUAUGUGGACAUUAAUGUGUAAGCACAGAAAGGAGUAUUGUGAAGAAUACUUCUAUCUGCUUGUCAGUACUUCUACAAACAUCCAAAUUUACAUGAUUGAGAUACUAAAUACACAUAAUUAACAAUUUGGCUAGAUUGAAAUUAGAGGGCUGUUCAGAUCAGUCACAUCAGAAUCUGGUAUAUUCCUACUUUUAUCAGCUCUGUCUUCAACUGCUACUGCCAAGCCCUGUUGUAAUAAUUUCAGAUCUUCCGUGGUAUAUAUCAAUCCAAAACACUAGACGGUUGAAUUGCAGUACUGUUUCUGCCUUAGAGAACCAUUUUUAGAUGUAGAUAGGGCUGCUAAAUGUCUGAAUAUUUCAAGGAGGUUGACUUAGACCAGAGGUCUCAAACUUGUGGCCCUCCAGGUGUUUUGGCCCCCAACUUCCAGAAACCCCUAUUGCCACCCUGUCCAACAGCCAGGAAUUCUGGGAGCUGAAGUCCAAAACAGCUGGAGGGCCACAAUUUUGACACCAUUGACUUAGACUCUGCAUAAGAUGAAUUAAACCCAUGUGAACUAUGCAGUUGUUUUACUGUAGCCUUCCCUGACAUCUUUCAGAUUUGUUGGAACUGCCACUCAUUGUUCCUAGACAACAUGGCCAUUGGCUGGGAAUGAUGGGAAUUGGAAUCCAACACAUCUGGCAGCCUCCCGGUUGAGGAAUGCUGUCCUAUCUUAUUACAGUAACAUUAAGCAAGUGGCUGUUUUCGCUGUUAACAGGGGCACAUUGGAUGGCAAGCAUAUCUUUGAUGCGUUGGAAGAUCAGAUGUCCUUGCUUUUUCCUUCUUCAUUGCUUAAAGCAGCUUGUAUUCUGCAUGUACAAUUAAAAAGGUUAUGUUUUCA
Molecule: messenger RNA, 2620 nt
Organism: Anolis sagrei ordinatus
Lineage: Eukaryota; Metazoa; Chordata; Lepidosauria; Squamata; Anolidae
Gene: NUDC
Product: nuclear distribution C, dynein complex regulator
Biological process (GO): protein folding
Cellular component (GO): cytoplasm
Source: RefSeq, a predicted model, not a curated record